This is a messenger RNA of Podarcis lilfordi (Lilford's wall lizard), 24997 nucleotides long. The record is from the annotation of a GenBank genome assembly. NCBI's taxonomy places the organism in Eukaryota, Metazoa, Chordata, Lepidosauria, Squamata, Lacertidae.
AUGGAACAGAAAGGAUUUAGAGCAUACCUAAAAGGACUCCGACUUUGGUGAGUCUCCAGAGAAAGGAAGUUUCAUAUUUACAGACCCUUAACAAAAACCCUCUACGUGUCUUUGCUGCAUGAAUCUUGGUACAAAGAUUAUUAAUAAUGACAGUGCAAGUACAUAUCUUUGCUGGAAUAUAUUAGGAAGUUAUCUCAAGGUAUAUGGCAUGCAUGAAGAAAUAGAUUUCAUACAACAGUAGAUGUUCUGAGAGCGUCUUUCUCCCAAAGACAUCAUGCACUGUGCAUGGAAAGCUAAUGCAGUUAUUUUGUCUAAAGAAGUUAUAUAUGGCGAAAACAGCAAGGGCAUCUUAGUGCUUUCCUACUAAUACAGAAUUCUUGCACGGAGAAAAGAAAGGCAAACUGAAAUGCUAGGAAAUUACUAGCAUUACUGCUGGAAUCUAAAAGUUAAUAGUGGGAGUGGAAAGGGAUUUAUCAGUAUGCAUAUAAUGUCUAAAUGUCUAAAUAUGCAUAUAAUGUCUAAAAUGUCUAAAUGUCUAAUGUCUAAAUACUAAGGCUCCUGACUCUACUGCUGAUCUUUCUUUUUCCUACAUUAAGAUUAGCAACAGUAUCAGUCAGAUUUUAUCACCCCAGGUGCUUGCUCAAUUAGCAAGACUUUCAUUUUCAAUAAAUCAACCACUGCAAAAUGGAAUUUACAACAAUGCAGAAAGAGCCAGCCUACUACACUGCAAAUUUGUUAAAGUUUUGCCAGAGCAUGAGCAUCUUUUAGAAACCUAAUAAAAUCUUGUUUUUUAGAUGGGCUUCAGAAUGGCAGGGUCAACUCAGUGUGAGAGUCAUGUUAUAGUCAUUGUUACUUUCUAGCUCAUUUAAAGUGGCUCUGAUAGAUAAUACAUCUGUGAUAGAUUAUAAACAGUAAAAGAAAAAUAAAUGCUCUGUGCAUAAAUUAAUGAUUAUUGGGAAAAUCCAUUCUACUUACAUACAUACAUAUCUAACCUCAACAGUUGUAUUGAUGGCCUCUGUUGGCAACAAACUAGAUCUCAAAUUACUGAUCCCAUUGUUGUUAAAUUUACAUACCACUUAAUGCUAAAACAGACUUCUAAUCCCAGUGCUUCUCAAACUCCCAAGUUCCACUUGAGAGGGCUGAAAAUUUCUGAGUCACAAAAUGGUGGUGCAGGCAAGGGCAAAGCCAGUCAAAAAAUGGUGGCAGAGGUAAACAAAAAUUGUCAUAAUCAGCUGGCAAUUACAGAGAUAACUUUCUACUGAGAUCUAAUCCAUUUUUAGAGCUUGCUAAAUUCUUUUCCUUGUAAAAAGGAGUUCCAGUACAUGCAUUUGCUCUGGUGGUAAUGUGACGCAGCACCCCCAUUUUAGGCAGAAUUUACUGAUCAACAGGCUCCCUUAUUGCCCUUCCCCUCCUCUGGACCUUUGAAGGCCUACCUUCCUUCCUAUACCCCCACCCCCAAACUUCUCUCCAUCUCAGCCACUUUUACUCAUCAUGCAAUGAGUUGCUGGUCCUGGAAUUGGUCCAUGCAAAAGGCUGUGGCAUGGUUAAGGGAAGAGGCAGUCAAAUGAGGAAGCCCUGGACAGGCUGUGGCCCAGAGGCCCAGAUGAAAGUGGCCCAAGACCCGCCGGUGGAUUCUUACCCACAGUUUGAGAAACACUAUUCUAUGUGGUUUAUAGAAAUGUAAACAGAUUUACGCACCAACCUCUCUCUUCCAGGGCAGCAACUCCCAAAUGCUGGCAGAUGAAAUCCAAAUUUGUUCUGGCAAAAGGUAAGUCAGCCAAUGAGAUUUAAUCUCAUUGGAUCAAUGGCCCAUCUAGUUCAGCAUCCUGUCCUAACAACCUGAUGCCAAUGGAAAGCCUGCAAGUGGGAUAUGAGCACAACAGCACUUUGCCCACCUGUGAUUUUCAAUAACUGGCAUACUGCUUCUGAUAGUGAAGGUAGAACAUAGCCAUUGUGGCUAGUUACUGCUGAUAGCCUUGUCCUCCAUAGAUAUUGUUGCAAAAGUUGGACACCAUUUCCACUCUCUGCUGAGCGGUAGCAAGAUUCCAGGGGGUCCCAGGCAUUCACCAAGACUUUGUGCUUCUUUGGAGAAUUGAAGAUGUGGCGGAGACUGCUGUAGUUUUAAGAAAUAUGGUUUAUUCACCUAUUUGCACCUUAAGUAUGCAUGGAGUCAAGAUCUUACAGCAUAGUCACUUCAAGAAGGGCUUAUUCCCCACAGCAGUGCAACACCAGAGGCAUCUCUCCCAGCCAGUCUUCAGGCAGCCUGCCCAAAAUGGAUCUCAGUCUUUGUUCUCCUUCUUGCCAGCACACCUUGCCAAUGACUCUCUUUUCCUGUCACCUUACAACCAGAUAUCCUUGGCAACCUUCUGUCUGCUCAGGCCCAAGAUUCCUCUUAGAUGGGCCAUCAACACCUUUUGUCAUGUCAAUGCCUCUAUCCCAGGUGAGGGCCCUGGCUUGGAAAGGAAGCUUAGCCUGUAUUUUUCCAAUGGCCUGCUAUCUUCCCUUCUAUACUCCAAACAAUCAAAAUCCUACCAUUUAUUAAUUUCUAGCCCCCCCCCCAAAAAAAACCCUCACAACAAUAUCAACAAUGACAAUUAAUGGUUCUUAAGCAAUUAGGUUGCAUUCCUAACCAUGUCUAUUUAGAAGUAAAUCUCAUUGAAUUCUAUUUUAGAUGGGGUUAGGAUUGCAGCCUUGGUUAGCACAUGGGAACUCUUUAAUGGAACAACUGCUUCUUUCUAUGCUUUCUCCCCACCUUCUCUGCUUCGCUGCUCCAUCCUCUUCCAGUACUGCCACAGUAUGACAUAUUCAACCAUUCCUUAACAGUGGAAAACUUUCCCUUCCCUUCUUCAAAACUUCCUUACCCAGCCAGAUUGCCUCAUUCACUGCUACAGCAGCCUAUGAAUUAGGACUUAGGUUCUUAUAAAUGAGGACUUAUGUUUUCUGAAUGAAACUGCCCUGACCUGGUCAAAUUCAAUACGACUCUGUAUUUGUCCGCUAUAACUUUUUUCAGUAAAACACUAAAGCAAAAAAUAACAGGACUAUAUGAAUUAAAAUUAUGUAUAUGCCUGUGCCUUUGCAUUCUACAGUGGACAAAUUCUUUCCUCAUCUGUCCGAUGCUGGCAAAUAAUUUUAUGAAUUUACAUUUUGUGACACUUCAACUUGAGAAUGGUGUGGGAUACUGUAAUUUCCCCCUGAUUUUGACUUUAAAAGGGUCAGACUUUUUAAGUUUAGAAGACUGAAAUACUAUAUGCCUGCAAGAUGUUUCUGUGCACAAUAAUUUGGUGUGUCAAAUGGAGAAAUGCACUUCUUAGCCACCAGUCAUGUACAAUGAACCAUGUGCUCUGCAAAUGGCUAUUAUGAUUCAAAAUGGCUAUCACACACAUAGACAUUAAGCGAUGUACAGAAAUAAGCCAUUGAAAUCCAUUAGGCAGUCCAAGGAACUGUUGCAAAAUACUCCUCACAAAUACCAUAGAAGAAAGCUUUUCAUUUAUGGAUACAUUUUGCAUAGGAACAUGAAGAUCACUACAUUUAUUAAAAUUUGUUAUAUGGUCUUACAAUUUUUUACUGCUGUCAGAAUUUCCUGGUGGCAGUGAGACAGGGUUAUAUCCAGUCCAAUAACUGAGGUGAGGCCAUAUGCUUCCUGAAAAUGUAGGAACUAGAAACUUGAGAAGCUGCUUUAUCUAGAGUCACACCAUAGGUCCAUCUAGGCAGUCUGAACACAUAACACCAAACCUAGCCUGAUUGCACUGACUACCAGUUAGUUUCCAUGCUCAAUUCAAAAUGCUGGUUUUGAUUUAUAAAGCCUAUAAAUGGCCCCAAUACCUCUCUGUAUGCCUUUCCUCAUAUAAACAAGCUCAGACCCUGCCAUCACCUUAGGCUCUUCUGUAUGAGCUCCUCCAUGGGAGAUUUGGAGAGUGUAGGCCAGGAAAUUGGACACCUAAAAUGGCGUCCUGGGGGGAAAGUCGAUGUCGAAAAUUUCCCAUACUUUUUUUGUUUGGUUGCGCAAAGUGUGCUUGCGCCAUCCUGAAGUCCAGCAACUGGGAAGCUAGCACAAUGGUUCUGCCCCACUUGACCACCUUUUUCUGCCCCAAGGUCCAUCAACUGAAGCCAGAAGUGAAAUCAUGACUCAGGCAGGUGGAAUUAAGGAGCAAGAUGCAACUGAACACCUACUCAACCCAGGAACUUGUGAUCAAGCUCAUGGGUCCUUUCAUGCAAGAAGUCCUUGCUGGUUUUCUCCUAAGCAUUCUCUUUCAGCAGCCUAAUUUAUGGAAGUGAAAGCUCUUUAGUAAUUGUUAUUGUUAUCCAGCUGAGAGUCAGAAACCCUUACAAGUUACCCAGUGAUCCAACAAUAGAUCUUGAUCUACCACCUGGCCACCACUGGCAGACUCUGGGUUUAAAGGUAGAACUGAGAAAGACUAUGAAGAGCUGCUUCCAAUCCACACAGACAAUACUGAACUAGGUGGAUUUUCCUUAUGCAAAGCAUGUGCUCUGGCACCAAAAUGCAACCCACCUCGCAACAAAACCAGUGUUUAAGCAAUGUAAGAACUAUUUUUCCAUAACUGUCAAUGAUAAAGAACUUGGCCCUCAAUAUAGAAAUUAAUUGGAACAGGGGCCUAUUCACUACCUUAUCAGAUCUGUGGCAGCAGAUGAAUUGUACCAUUUUGGGAGAGGCAUCCUAUAAACAAUAAGUAUUUAUAGCAAGCCUUAAAAAUAACGUUGAUGCCUGUGUACAGGUUCUGUAAUUGAACAUCAGAGCUCUUUUAUUUUUAGAACUAAAAUGCAAAGACAUGGCAAAGUUUCAUGACUCUAGAGUAAUACAGGACUUCAGCAAUCAGCUACAGGGUCACGUACAGUAUCUUUAAUUUCACCUGUUGAGUGCUUGCGUGAAUGUUUAAGGGCCCCAGAGGACAUGAGAAACCAUGGAAGAGAAACACAAUCCCUGUGAAGAUGAGGAAAAUAUUGAAGAACAGCCAGGCAGGAUCAUAAAUAACAUGAAAGACGGGCUCUGCUCUCUAAUGCUCUCAUAAAGAGUUCUCUCAAAACUCUUUUUGGCUCAGCCAUGUGAAGGGCUGUGCUGAUGGGCAUUGUAUGAGGUGCAUGCAACAGCACAUGUCACACCCAGCAAACCACACCCAGAUUGUUGCUUGGGGAAGCAUUUAGGCUAAACCAUGUUGUUUUUGUUAGCCUUAAAGGCCAUAUCUGGCCUGGGUCAUUUCCAGGCUAGCCAGGGCGAUGGAAACUUUUCCGCACUGCUAUCAUGCACCUCUUCUGUACACUGCUCCAGCAGUAAUGUGAAAAAUUAAAUUGAGAGUGUCUAGCUCUGCCUUGAAUUAUCAACCAAAAGGAGAAAGAGUCACCUUAGUUUUCAGUAGUGGUCAAAGCAUUGGACUAGGACCUGGUAAACCAGAAUUCAAAUCCUCACUCAGCUAUUAAGCCCAACUUCACAGGUUUGUUGUUGUUUAUAAUAACAAGCUUAUUACAGUGGUACCUCGGGUUAAGUACCGUAUUUUUCGCUCUAUAACACGCACCCGACCAUAACACGCACGUAGUUUUUAGAGGAGGAAAAUCCGUAGGCAUGCCUCCUGUAGGCAUUCCCUCCAUAACACGCACAAACAUUUCCCCUUACUUUUUAGGAGGAAGAAAGUGAGUGUUACGGUGCAAAAAAUACGGUACUUAAUUCGUUCCGGAGGUCCGUUCUUAACCUGAAACUGUUCUUAACCUGAAGCACCACUUUAGCUAAUGGGGCCUCCUGCUGCCGCCGCCGCACAAUUUCUGUUCUCAUCCUGAAGCAAAGUUCUUAACCUGAAGCACUAUUUCUGGGUUAGCGGAGUCUGUAACCUCCCGAGGUACCACUGUAUAAGGAAUGUGGGACAUAUCUAUGUAAAAAAAAAAUGCAUAGAAUUGUCAUGUAAAAUAUUGCAGACUCUCAUGCGUCUGCAUUUACACAGAAAAGUUGAGUAUAGAUUUUAGUAUGAAUGAAUGAAGAAGCAAACAAACAUUCAUUGAUAUGAAUAUUAUAGUCUUACAGAAUCACAGAACUGCUUUUGGUUUUAAAACAGCUGUGGAAAACUCUUCAGGGGCUGACAAAUGAGGGAAGGAUGAAUCUGACAAGCUUGGUUUCUCUGUGUUUCAUACUUUUCCAAUCCUGAAUUCAGUUUUUCCCUUUCCCCCAGCACUUUUUGGGGAAAGGGGUUAAUGUCUGCAUGAAUAUUUUUGUGCGUUUCUCCCAAAAUACAUGUUUUGAUGCUCAGUCUUCUCAAGCAAUUUUCCCUAAUGCAUUUUGUAUGUUUUUCUCACUAAUAUACAGUUGUUUGUACACACUUUCCCCUCAUAUAUGUUUUUAGGUAAACAUUUUUUGGGUUGGAGAGCAAAUUUUGAAUAGUCGCUGAGUUUUAACUGUGUGUUGGUUCAUGGUGUACAAAUUAGGUAGGUUCCUAUUGAUGCAAAUGAAAAUAAUGCCUCUUUCACCCUCAGUGUAAAUUCACGUAAGGGGGAAAAUAUGCUGGGAUGGGGAACUUGGAUCAGUGGGCAAAAUAUUACACAGAGAAUCACUUCUCAGGACUGUUUCAUUCUCAGGUUCUCGCAUCACAGAAUUGCUUCUCAUUUUAAGAGCAGACGUGUCUGUAUUUUAUGCACAUGUGCAAAUCACAUGUGGCAGCCCCUCAGAACUACGCAUACCUUGUGACAGUGAGAGCUAACUUUACUAUGAAAAUGGUAUAAAACCUUGCCAAAGUUACAUGUAUUUUUGUUUCAAAAUAAGGGAGGGGGCUGAAGUUUAGAAACCUUCAUAAGAUAUAACAUAAAUGGAGCCUUUAAGCUUCCUAAAAGCAAACGUGAUCUGUAGAUUUGCUCAGCAUGUGAUUUUCACUAUCAAAAGUUUAAAAAAUAGUAAUACUUAGGUAAUUUAAUCAGAAGCACUGAACUGUACUUUUUUAAAAGUUACCCAUUGAUAGGAUAUGCUUCUUGACUCUAAAUAUGUUUUGGAUUUAUCUGAGGUUUGAAAUAAUUGGACCGGCUCUUAAUUGUGCCAGCACAAAAAAAGCUGGAAUUAUUUUACCGCUUCAGAAAACUCUUAAAGUAAUUUUACUGUAUGGCUGACUUACUUGACAUUCUUUAAAUGCUGUAAGAAAGAGAAGAAUUAAUCAUGUGAUUUAUUUUAUUUUUUGGCUAAAUAAAGGCCAAAUCAUGCUUCCAGGCCAAAAACACGGCACUACUUCUGGCAUUCUGGUUAUUAUGAUCAAUGCUAUGGUAAAAGGCAAGGUGAUGUGAGAAGGAACAGCACAUCUUAUUUUUCACCUGUUCCCCAUAGAAAGCAUGUGUUCCACAUUUCCCUUCAUUUUUUGAAUCUGAGGGGUUUUUUCACACAUUCUAGUAAUGUUUAUUUUCUCUGUGUGAUCAUGAACACAAUCACAUGAAGAAACUUUAGUGCAAACCAGUCGUUUACACAAACCAACGGUUUCUGUGUUUGCAGUAGCUCAGCUGAAAAAUACAGUCUUGAUCGCUGAAAUGACUGCAGCUAUCCUAAUGUAAUCAGCUGGUCGGCCCUAGCAUUCUGCAGAAGGACAUGGCUGCCUCAGACACUAGAGGUUGAGGGGCAGGGAAUGAACAGAGCAGUGUGUGCCAAGCAGCCUGCCCUAUGCUUCUAAACUAGCCAGUUUUGUGCUCAGAUGUAAUGGAGGGCAUUGUCUCAUUGCCAAAACUGAAGUAAGUUUCAACUGCCCGUCUAAACUUAAAAAGUCAGCUUUUGUACAUGGGAAGGCACCAACUUGUCCAUUACCUUAGAUACAAGGGCUUUUUUGGAGAAGAAGAAAUGAGCAGUUGGGGGAGAAAUGUUGUGCAGUUGGAAAGCUGACGUGCCGUUUGAAGAAUGGAGGGAAGAGAAUUAGCUUUGUUAGGUACAUGUGUCUGCUAAACACCUAAAUGAAAGGCAAUGUGAGAGCCAGUGUGGUGUAGUGGUUAAGAGCGGUAGUCUUGCAAUCUGGGGAACUGGGUUCGCGUCUCCGCUCCUCCACAUGCAGCUGCUGGGUGACCUUGGGCUAGUCACACUUCUUUGAAGUCUCUCAGCCCCACUCACCUCACAGAGUGUUUGUUGUGGGGGAGGAAGGGAAAGGAGAAUGUUAGCCGCUUUGAGACUCCUUCGGGUAGUGAUAAAGCGGGAUAUCAAAUCCAAACUCCUCCUCCUCUUCUUCUUCUUCUCAAUGUCGGGCACAGCAUGUACACAAAUUACAUGAGGAUAAAAAGCACCAGUUUCCAUACUUAAAACAAACUGUCCAAACCAUAUCAAGCAUCUUUUUUAAAAAAAAACUAGAACCUCCUCUUCCCUUUCAUCUUUGGGCAGCAUCCUGAAAUAAAGAGUGAAUCUUUAAAGUACUCUUUUGUGUGUUGCGCCUGCUAGUUACUGAACAAAGGUGGAUUCAUAAAUGAAUUGUUGCUUUAUAGAAGUUAUUAGGUAAGACUGACCCCUAUAGAGAAACUACCAGCCUACUAUAGAAAUAUUCUACUCAGACUACUAUAUAAACUUUUCUUUCCUUGGUACAAUAUGUUCGACAUUUAACCUUUUCUAAUGCUUGGUUUUGUCCUGUGCCAUCGAUGUAUGUUUCAAAGUUCAUUCUUUCUAGUAAGUAUAAAAACACAUGAAAACUCCCUAGGGGUAUUCUGUGUCCAGCAAAGCAUUCCAUCAGUGAUAUGGACCAAAUAAGAGGAAGAGCUAAAGGCACCAGCUGAAUGACCUGUUUCCUAUCUUUCAUAUGUAGCUUCCAGCUGUUUAAGAUGUUGAAGGGACCCACUGAUCUUGGAAGAUGCGCACUCUGUCCUUUGAGUAUACUAGUGAAUAAACAGGAUAAUAGAAACUGCAAAAGACUAUGGGGCUCUGCGGUAGUGAAUUGCAUUGGUCAGCUGUUUCUGUAAACAUUUCUUUUACAAUGUAUUAAUUUAAUCAAGCAACUCCUAUUUAUUGCCAUAAGAAACUGGACAAGCAGCUGUUUCCUAUUCACUUAUUCCAAACGAUUCAUGAUUUUAUGCAGGUUUAUCAUAUCCCUCACCCUACACCUAUGUAAAAAAAAAAGUCAUCGUCUUUUAUCUUCUCCACAUGUGGAAUAUGGUUGCUGUUGAGUUUUGUGUUUUUCCCCUUUUCCAGUUCUACUACAUCAUUUUCAUUUCAGGUGGGGUUACUAGAUUUAGAUAGCAGACAAUUGUGGUUACAACACUGACAUGUUAUUUCCUGAGUCCUCCCCACCCGUUUCAAAUGUUCUGUUUCCCUUUUAAUAAUUUUGUCUGACACCCUGCCUUUAUGUCUUUGGUGGGCAUGUCAAAUUGCAAGUAGAUAAACAGGUACCACUCCAGCAGGAAGGUAAAUGGCGUUUCCGUGGCUGCUCUGGUUUCACCAGAAGCGGCUUAGUCAUGCUGGCCACAUGACCUGGAAGCUGUCUUCGGACAAAUGCCUGCUCCUCGGCCUGUAGAGUAAGAUGAAUGCCACAACCCCAGAGUCAUCAGGGGUACCUUUACCUUCAUUCAUAAUUUUUAACAAAUAGGAUGAAUAUUACAUGGCAUCUUGUGUUGUAAUCCCCAGGUUGCUAGUGUUGUGAGGCCCUUUCAUAACUACGCAAAACCUCGUUUAGAUGUAAUUGUGUUCAGUGGUUUCAUAUUAUUUACAUUAACCUGCCACCAGUAGUCAUUGGAGGACAUUGCUGAAUUACUUGACUCAAUUGCUUGAAAAGCUUAAGGAUUUAAAAUAAAAUAACAAGAGACUUUGGCCAGGAUACCUUGUCAAUUUAUAGUCCUCCUCCCUAUAAAACAGAUGAAUUUAGUACAUUUACUGGGUUGUAAGACAAACAAAUGUGGUUACCUCAGUAUAAAUGAAAGCUUUAAUGAGGCAGCCCUUGCUUGAGUGUUUUAGAAAGUGUUCCAAGAUUUUAUUCAUGAAUGGACUUUCUUUGCUUAUUCAUGUAAAGUUGUUGACCCUUCAAGCUUGUGUCUGCACAGCCUGCAUGGUCAAGGGCCCUGUUAUAUGUACAGCAAUCCAAGUGAAUGAGAGCUAUGUAAAUGUAUUCUGGAAAACACUCAGAUGAAGGGUGGAUUAUGUCUUACUUCAUGAAAUAUAUGCAUUUGCAUUUGCACAGGAUGUGACUUAGCCAUGAGAGGGGUGGAACAGAAUGCUAAACUUCUAAUGUUGCCAUCAACCUUAGGGUUGUGUGCACUUGGAAGUGUGCCCCACUGAUUUCAAUGGAAAGUAUUUGCGAAGAAGGAUACUUAUGAGUGCAGCCUUAAAGAAUUAUAUACAAAGGUUCUGUACUGCACUGAGUUGACGCUGCUCUCUGCUGCACCAGAACAGGUUGCCGGGUUGUGGCAAAUUCCUGGUAUAAAUGCAGUUCAGAGGCUGCCUAGAUGAGACGCCAUUGAAGAUGAGAUGAGACCCACUGGAUUCAUUUGUAUUUUUAGAAAGAUGAACAGAAAAGCCUACUUAUCAACAGAUGCACAAUAUGUAUUCAAGAUUGUUUAAAUUUUGUAUAAUUAGAUGUUCAGAUACCCUGCAUAUUUCAUAUCAUAUUAGUCUUUUUUCAGUAAGUGGUGGGGAACCUCAGGCCUGGAGACAGAAUAUGGCCCUCCAGGCCUCUCUGCCUGCCCUCAUAACUAUCCCUAGGCUGUAUCCCUCACUGACCUUGCUUUACACCACAGGCAUUUUUGCCUGGCUGGAAUGUGCCAUCGAACUCUGUUAAUGCCUAAUGCUUGUCUGGAUAGAAGACACAUGUGGCUGAGUGAGUCAGGGCAGAAACUAGCUUCCUGUACAAAGGUAACAUUCAGACUCAUUGGCCUCUGGCUCCACCCACCACUGACAUGUGACCCUCCAAAGGUUGGCCAAAAGUGAAUGUAGUCCUAGGAUUUAGAAACUUUCCCAGCUUAGCACAGUGGCUAUCAAAAUGGUUUCUGCACUGGGUUUCAGUCUCUGGGUUUCAAUUCUCUGGGUUUCUAUUCCCCAUAUAAUUGCUUCCCCUAUUCAUUCAUUCAUUUAUUUUCAGUGCCCUCCCACAAGAGCACAAUUGCAAUUAUGCAGGAAUAUUUUUAUUUUUAUUUAUGAGCAAAAAAAAUAAAUCUCUGGUAUUCCAAUUUGAAACUGGACUCUGGGCACCAUCCAUCCUAUUUAAAAUCCCUCCUGAAAGCAACAGUUUCCAUCAGUCUGUUCAUCCUUUUGUGGUGGUGCUGUUGGUAUCACUUUGACGCAUUUCCCCAUUAAUUGCUGGUGCCUGCUUUCAAUUGCUUUAAUUGCUUGAAAAACUCAACAUUGUACAGUUCCAUUUUAAAAUCAAGUUUUGAUUCAUAAAUCCAAAGCAUUCUGUGCACCCAGAUGAAACAGUACAUAUGAAAGGCACACAUUCUCCUUCACUCUUGAGUUCUAGGAUUUGUAUAUGCCCCAGAUGCAUUAAUAUAAUCUAGAUUUCUUUCACCUGGAGCAGGAACCGGCAAGCCACUCCAGUAUCCCUGCCAAGGAAACUCCAUGGACAAAGACAACAGGCAUAUACCGUAAUUCCCUUGUCAUAGAACUGAAAAUUAUUAACUACUUCACAUGAAGAAACGUUUCGGCCCAAAUCCUCCCUCACAUGUUCCAUUUUACCGAGCUGUUGUGUCAUUCAGGUUCAUAUAUUCAAACUAUCCUAAAAUGAGAGUUUAAGGGAACUACAUGUCCUUGCAUAAAACAAAACAACAUAACCUCAAUAGAAAUUAAACCAGAUCCAAAUAAAAUAUCAUGCGUGCACACAAAACACCUUGAUUCCUACUAUGAUGGCAUGCCUAGCAUGGGACUAAUUAUUCUUGGGUGUGUGUGGAAAGGUAUUGCAUCUAACUCACCGUUUGUCUCUCUACCUUAGGGACCAUCUACAUGUAACUUUAACUACAGUGGUACCUCAGGUUACAUACGCUGCAGGUUACAUAUGCUGCAGGGUACAGACUCCGCUAACCCAGAAAUAUUACCCGGGUUAAGAACUUUGCUUCAGGAUGAGAACAGAAAUUGUGCAGCAGCAGCACGGCGGCAGUGGGAGGCCCCAUUAGCUAAAGUGGUGCUUCAGGUUAAGAACAGUUUCAGGUUAAGAACGGACCUCCGGAACGAAUUAAGUACGUAACCAGAGGUACCACUGUAUAUGGAAGCUUGCUUUCGAGUGGUGAUUCCCCACAUCCCCACAUCUGAGUGUAAUCUCUCAUGCAGUGGACCAUGUGAAUGCUCCUGACCACAGGGAAGUUCCCUGACCCCAUUCACAUGUUGAAAAUACACAUGAAGGGGUUGUGCAGUUGUGCUGACCUGCUGGGCCCCCUUAACAACAACAUUAUGUGCCAGUAUUUGACAGCUGUGUAAAGGGAACUUUAUGCCUGUGCCAAUGUAUGCAUGUGGGGCUUACAACAUGCAAGGGGGAAAUCCCGAUUGGUUCAGAAGAAUCUCAACCCUAAACCUCUGUUUAAAACUUUCCUCUUCAGUUUUCAUUUGAGCUUCUCUCUCCUUUUGAUAGACAAUAUGAAAUCAAGCCCAGCCCUUGUUCUACUGAAGUCAGAUUGUGUGAAAAGCAAAAAUGGACUCUGCCGUGAAAGCCUGCAGCCAUGUAUAUAUGUACACAUGAAAGUAGGCAUGGGGUGAGAAACUCAAUUUUGUUUAUAUUUUCAUGAGAAACUCCAUAAUAUGCAUUUCUUGACUCAAAAUGCAAGCCAAAGCAUAGCUAUCCUUUCAAACCUGCACCUUUCUGAAUUUUGCAAUGCAAUUCAUCAGCCAAUGUAUACAAAAAUGUGUAUAUUGAGGAAAAGAAUUGUGGAAAACACAUACAAAAUGCAUUGCAUUAGGGAUACAGAGAGAGAGAGAGAGAGAGAGAGAGAGAGAGAGAGAGAGAGAGAGAGAGAGAGAUGUUUUCAUUAGAAGAAAUUCUUACUAAAAUGCUGACAAAUUUACAUAGGGAAGUGCAGAUUGUUGAAGAUAUGUAGAAAACAAAUUUAAGACUGAAAAAAUGAGAAACCGAGUGAAAUUGAACUUGACAGAUUCAUUCAUCCCUAGUGGAAAUAAACUGUUUCUAUUCUAAACUGUUAUUGAUUUAACUUGAUCCCAAAAUGUAUUUGCUUUAAAACUUUGUAUAAAGCAAACAAGGAACUUAGUUUAAGGAAAAGGGUAAGAAUAUAUUUUUUCACAUUGUGAUUUGUUUGCAUUUUUUUUCAGGGAAAUAUAAGUCCUGAAAACUGUUGUGUAAGCUUAUAUUUUGUGUGAUUUUGUACAGCUUUACAAACCAGUGCUGCAGUUACUUUGCACAAGAUGAAGAUGGGAUUACUGGAGCAAGUUGACUUGUAUUUUUGGUAUAUUCCAAUACUCACCAUUUUACUAAAGAUUUUGAAACAGUUGCUUAGAAACAACAUAAUGGCCCUGAUCCAGAGAAAUGUCUACGCACAUUAAAUUCAACAGGACUUACUUUUGGGUAGACCUGUAUAGGAUUACACUGUAAAUUGUGUUUAAGUCACAAUGGAAUAGAAAUACAACUUGCUUUCUCUGGACUGAACUCAACAUGUAUGAAGAAGGACUGAGUCACAUUGUUCAGUUUGAAAAGUUCACAUCUUCCAAUCAGAUUGUGAUGUCCUUCCCAAAGUGUGAGUUAAGUAAAAGAUCAUGCAAACAGAUGUUAAACUAGAGGCCCUAAUGGAAAAUGCUGCCUUUUUUGUUUUUUAUAGGGGAAAAUACACAUUUCUUAGAAAUAGGAAAACAAUUAAGCAAUCACAUAUUUUUAUUUUCUGAAACAAAGGAAGAUAUAAUAGUCAAUUUCUGUGUGUUUUUCUCCAGAUUAAAAAAAAAAAAGUAUUUGUAAUAAUUCCAGGAAAGUAUUAUCUUUAUUUUAGUUUGCCUUAAAUAAUUAUAUUGGAGCAAUUCCAUUGAUGUCAAUGCCUCUACCCUGUGGCUGCAAUCCUGUGCACAUUUAUCUUGGACUCCAGGAGUAAAUCCAACUAAAUCAAAUGGGGCUUACAGCUGAGUAAAUACUAAGAAUUGUUUUGUAAAGGUUUGACUAUUGUCAAAUAUGAAAAAUAUGUGACUUCAGGGUCUGCACAAGAUUUUUUAUAAUAAAUAAUAAUAAAAAUAAAAUGUAUUAUUAUUACUGACAUUUUACUCUGGAUGGUGGAAUUUCUUUUUAGGUCAUGUAACUGUAGUUCAAAGUUUGACGGAAAGGACCGUAAAGGGGGAGAUGGUCCUUGCCUAGUGGUAUAAACAUUGUGAUACAUUUACAAAGUUCUUAAAGAUGCUGAACAUUAGAAUAUGCUUAAUCUGGAUAGCACUGAAAGUAGACUCUUUUGUUAUUGGAAAACGUGUUUUCAGAUGCAUUUGAAAAGGAAAAACUCAUGCAGUGGAAUCAUUGCAGACAUGGUCCUCCUCACAUUAUCUUUAGUGGAAAACUGAACACUUGGAAGGGUGUUUUGGUAAAAUAUAUGUUAAUUUUUCCAAAUACACUAAUUUUCCAAAUAGCCAGUUUGUUUGCUAUUUGGGAACUUACAAACUGGCUGUUGCUAGCCAAGUGGUGGGAAAGACACAGUUUGCAUGACCAUCUCAUACUGUGGAGGGAAAAAUGUAUUUCAAGAAGCAAAUGGAAAAUAAGACUGAGGAUUUGAUUCUCUCCCUUUUUCAAGCCUGCACAGUGAGUACAAUUAGUGCUGCAAUUAGAUGUGACUUGUGGGAUGAAGGGGGAAAAGAAUACUGGAAAUAGGAAUGUGGGCCAAAUUAUAUAGUUUUCUGCUACACUGACACAAAUCCUGUGAUCUUGAAAAGGACUGUAUCAAGGAAGACAGAGAAAAACUUGGUAUGUGACAUGUUUUUGUCUAUGGUGUAUGUGUAUGUCUGUCUGUAUGCUUGAAUCUACCCACAUUUGUGCAAUGUACCUGAAAUCAAUUUAAAUUUACAUAACAUGCCAGUUUGCAGAUUAAAAGAAACAUUAAAUAUUUACACACUGCUGUUGUGUUUUUCAUUUCCAUAUUAAUGGUUCCAAAAUGUCAUUCAGUAUAUUCUUUCACUUUUCCUCGCCACCCCUCUGGUGAUAGGAAAGUUUCCUUGUCUCACUAAUUGUGUAAGUCUAAAAGCAAAUGUCGUUUUUGCAGGGGUGGGUGGGUGAAAAUCAACAGACUGGAACACUGAGAACUAGAAUUUCCAUAGAGUAGUGCUUCAGUCCUGAGAAGAAAGAGACCAAAAGGGCAUUUUCAUGGCUGGAGCUGAUGUUGUCUCUGUUCAUUAAAUUGGAAAACAUUAUUACAAAGCAGUAGGUUAAAGAAUUUCAAUAACAUCAUUCCUUCUAUUUGCCAUGUUCAGUGGUUGAGUGCUUAUCCUUAUGCAGAAAAAAAAAUGCUAUCCACACACAAGAGGAACAUAGAUGUGUGCUUGGAAGAACCUCAUCUGGGGACCAUAGGCUAACUUCGGGGUUACAGAAGAGGCUAUGUAGUAUAUCUCCAUGAAUCUCCCAGGUUCCCCAUGAAUCUCCAUGUAGAUUCAGUUGCCACUCCAUUGGUUUCUGUAUGUGAAACCACAGGGGUGCUUCCUUUGUCUGUUCCCUCAGCCAGUAAAAUAUAUUGGUAAAACCCAUUAUUAAUUUUACAACUGAGAUGGAAAUUUAAUGAAAACUUUUACUUUAUGUUUAAGCUGUUUGAAAAGGUCAGUGAAAAAGCACUCCAGUAAAUGGCAUUGUACUUUCUGUAAGAAUAGUCUAAGUUGCUUUCAAACUAUACCUAAAGGUGGGAGCUCACAUUACUGAAUGCUUCUCUGUAGAAAAAGGUCUCCGGCACAUAGAUAGCUAACAUGUCUUUUUUUAAAAAAAAAAAAUCUUAAUUUUCAUUUUUUCACAUCACACAUAGAAGAAGAAGAAGAGUUUGGAUUUGAUAUCCCACUUUACCAUUCCCCUUGAAGAGUCUCAAAGCAACUAACAUUCUCCUUUCCCUUCCUCCCACAACAAACACUCUGUGAGGUGAGUGGGGCUGAGAGACUUCAGAGAAGUGUGACUGGCCCAAGGUCACCCAGCAGCUGCAUGUGGAGGAGCGGAGACGCGAACCCGGUUCACCAGAUUACGAGUCCACCGCUCUUAACCACUACACCACACUGGGUCACAACUCACAACACAUCAACCACGUUGCUUAAAAAUAUCAAAUCACAUUCUUACAAUUCACUCUAGAAAACCUGUUCACAUAUUACCAUGAGAUCUUGGGGAUUAUAAACACAAUCUUCUUGACACAUAUAAUCCAAAAACAGUUGCCACACAUUAGAGAAAAUAUAGGGAUUAGAAUUCCCUUUGGUUGUAUGAAUCUGGCACAUCAACUUUUCUGGACAGGGCUAUUGUCCAUGCUCUGGAGUACCAUGCUUCAAUGUUGAAGCCCAAGGCAGUGCACCAUCGCAUGGCUAUUUCCAUACGUGCCACUGUGAGGAGUUGACAUGUCCUUUAUUCCAAGUAAAGCGAGCUGAGGGAAAACUUAGGAGGUCCAUUUUGUAUAUUAAACUCAAUUCCUGGAAUACCAGAACACCAAAUGGGCAAACACAUUUGCAAAACCUCCACAAAUAAUAACUAACAUGUCUGAUACGCACGUAGAAUCUGUCUUACAUUGACUUCUGCAUGCAGUGAUUCGAAAAUAGACCAAGAGAGAGUGCAGGAAUAGACAACCUUUUUGAAGAUCAAGGGCUGCUUUUCCUCAAGAGAAAGUGGCUAGGGGGGGCCCAAGCCAAAAAGGUGGAGGAUCCUCUCUCUCUCUCUCUCUCUCUCUCUCUCACACACACACACACACCCUCCAUCAGCCCACCUACUGCAUGGAUCCUCAGCUUCUACUUGCCUCUGCACAGCCUUUCUCCCAUUUAUUCAUUCAUCAUCAACAUUAGUUCUCCUUCUUUCCUCUAAAAUAUCUUUCAGUCAUGUGAGCGUCACCUGGAUAUUUUACAUUCCAGUUUCUCUGGCUUUGAAGUACUAAAUAGAACACAUCUAAACAGAACUGAUACAGUUUCAUUUCAAUGUAUGCCUGCAGUUCAGAUGACUUAUAAUAAUGCCAAUAAUCACAUGUGCAUAAAAGGAAGGUUCAUUUUAAAUUCAUGUCAUUCAUAUUAUGCUGAUGAGGCUUUUCUAUUUUGGAUAAGCUGCAUUCUCUCUUCCUCUCCCUUCUGCUUUCUUUAGCGGUUAGUCUCUGUCAUUGGCUCAUCGCUGCCAUUCUGCAACAUGACAACUUCAUUUGUACUUUAUAAGUUCCCAACCCUAACUGAGAAAGUCUGCUCUGUGAUGUUUGGGGAAAAUGGUACAUGUUGUGGCUUUCAUCGUUUUGGAAAUGAUUGCAGCUGAAGUUUUACUUCCCAAAAGUGGGACUCGUUUUAACUGCUCAUAAAAUUCUCUCCACAACAGCUAGCUGCAGAGAAAUUCUCCUGUUGUUUUUGGUAAGUUCACAAAGCCUCUGGAAAACACCUUUCAGUCAUGUGACUAGCAGUCACAAGCUAUACAUAAAAAGGUGGGGGGACCCAAAUCCUCAUUAAUUUCCAUGUACUGCUCUAGCUGCCUUCCUCGUAGUAAGGUUUUGCUUCUUCCUCCCCUAUUUUAAACAGAGGCACUGGUGGUAGAGUACACUAAGCCCAGCAAAUGUCAAGCUUUGCUUUAAAAUUAUUGGUAUUUAAGGGAGGCAUAAUACCAUUAAGUCUAAAGCUAUUAAGAUUUUCUUAGUGAAAACACACAGGGCCAUUUUAUGCCGUUCUGACAGAGGGCUUUAAAUAAGCCCCACUGUGCGGAUGUUGUAGCUUUUUCUAUUUCCCAGGGAGAAAAUUUCAGGAGAGUUGUGGUGAUGGCACUUGGUUUGUAUAAGACUAAUAAAAGGAUCGAGAUGUAGGCAUGUUUCUCCAGUUCUGGAUUCCCGCCCCCCUCCGUGGUCAGAACUUUGAAGUUUUUUAAAAGCUUUGUUCUCUUCCUCUUUGCCAGGCUAAUAAAAAGAAUUAUUAUUACUACCACAUUUGUGUUUCUUGGAUUUUUUUUUAUUUUUUAUUUGGCUAAUGCAAGUACUUUUACAACAUAAUUGCGCCGAAAAAGAGCAAUUAGAAUUAAAGGAGCCUUGGCCAAUAAGUACAGCACUUAUUUCAAUUAUACUAGUAACAUAGGAAACCUGAAAGCCUACUUGAAUUACCCAAAUGAUACUUUAAAGAGAGGGAGAGAGAGAGAGAGAGAGAGAGAGAGAGAAGAAUUGCUUUUAAACUUAACAAAACUCUUAAUUGGUGGGGGAAGGGUGGUUGAUAUGAAUCUGUGGUAACCAGAUUUGCAGUCUGAACUGUUCGUCUGCCACACUGUUGGCCAUCAAAGAAGGCCUGUCUCACCAAGCUUUCUAUUUUCACAACAGGAUAUCUGGUUUCUUUUAUGAGGAUACAGCUAGGUUAAUUUGGUUUAGUGGUUUGCUGGAGGUAAGCAUGCUCUUCACAGCGCAAACACCAAAAUCCCCCCCUCAAAGCAGUUUCCUGCUAAUAGCCAAGGUCUGAUUGGCAGUUUUGCAUUGUAAAGUGUGAUUUGGUUGGAUAAAUAUGUUUAGUCUAGUAAGCACUUUAGUGAUUGAGUGUCUGUUAAUGGAUAAAGGUGGAUUACAGUGAAACCUCUACAGGCUGUCAUUGAGCACUUUAGAGAUGUGAGAUGUCAGAAAGGCAAGGGAGGCAAAUUAAUGGGGAACUGUGACCAAACUCGGCAAAACUCGGACCAUAUUUUAAACAUUGGGUGGUGCUAAUUUUUGCAUAGUUUUGAAGUCAUAAUCUCACCAGAGGACCCACAGCCCGACUGAACCUCCCAAUCUGGCCUUACAUUGCUGGAUUUUGUCUGGAAAUGUAGACAGAGAAUUUAAAGGCAGUUUUCAGCACUGAAUGAAUGUAACUAGAAUGACUGUUUAUGCUUCCUUUUAAUAGAUUCUCCUUUUCCACAAGAAUUAUAGAUCCAGAGAACAUGGCAGACUUCUCUUACUUCCGCUGCCUCUCCCCUGGAGUUCCCUCUUGUUUCUCAACUCCAGACUUCCAACCUCAGGUGCAAAAGGUCCGUUUUAAGGUAUGUAUAUUGGAAUGUAAUUACUUUUGGGAGGGCAUUUCCUUUCUGCCCACAAUAAAGAAAGCAUGGUGCUAAAAUGUUAAGAGUAAGCAUAUUGAAUUUAAACUGAAAUUGAUUCCUCCCCCCCUUUUGUUUUUUAAAUUUAUGGGUGAUAUCCAACUAAGUUGCACUCAAGAAUAGUACUUUAAUCGAUGGAAUCAAGUGGCUCAAGUCCACUGAUUUCAGUUAGUCUACUCUGAGUAGGACUAGUGUGUUUUUUACUUCUGGAAAUAAAAAAUAAAAAUUAUCAGAGUAUUUCUGAGCCAAGUCGUUAAAAACAACAACAUGGCAGUGUACAAUAAAAUCAUUAAACUAUUUUGAAAAUAAUAAAAUACAGAGCAAGGGACGAACAGCGGAUCCAAUUAUUUAUCUGAAAAUGCUUGGUGGAACAGUCACGUUUUGGGCAGGCAGUGAAAUAUCAGAAUUGCGAUUGCCUGUCUGAUUUUAGCAGGAACAUUGUUUCAAAGUACUGGUGCCACCAUGCCAAAGGCCUUAGUUUGCAUAGAAACCAAACAAAGAUGUGAUAACUGGGAAACAGAAGGGCUUCUCCAGAUGAUCUGGCUGAUGUAGAAGGGAAAAAGUGGUCUUUCAGGUAACCCAGUCAUAGGUCAUUCAGGGCUUUAUAUUCCAACAGGAAUACCUUGAACUCAGUUGCUGAUGUACUGGCAGAGCAGUUUUCAGUCCCAAUGUCAUAUGCCCAUUUGGAGUAGCUCUAGCCAAAAGCUGGUCUGCCGAUUUCUGCACUAGCUGCAAUUCCCAAACAAACCUCAAAGUUAUGCUUUUUGUUAUUCUUAUUACAGAGUACAGUAAUUCUAAGCAUUUUAUUUCAUAUACAAUGUUUAUAUGCAGCUUGAUUAUAAUAAAACCUGUAAGCAAUUUCUCCCCGCAAAAGUCCUUUGAUUUUCAGAGGGCAUUUCCUCUAUGUACAUAGGGUUGCAGCCUGUAUUAAUUAUAUAUGAGAAUUGAUAAAAAAUAUAGUUAUACAAAUAUCCAGUUUUCCCCAAAACAGCCUUCUCAUCAAUAAGAUUUUAAGCGACAUUUUUUUCUUUUUUUAAAAAAAUUAAAAAAAAUAAUCUACCCUAAUACUUUUACUAACUUUUACUAAAAAAAAUCAAAAAAAAAUCUACCCUAAUACUUUUACUAAUAUUCAUGUACUGUGACACCACUGCUACAUAUAGCAUUAUAUGAGGUGGUGAAAAGCAGCCUUUUCCAGCGUUAUAAUAGCUCAGGGCAGAGUCAUAAAUGGAUUUUUCAAAAUGUUAUGCAUUUUACGGAAGGCUUAAGAAGUACCUUUUUUUCUGCCAUGGUAUGGGUAUUCAGUGCCAUGGUUUAUUCAACUUUAAAUGGAGUAGGCCCAUUGAGAUUAAUAGCCAUUAAUAGUUUAAGUCCGUCAAUUUCAGUGCAACUUCUCUGAGUAAAGAUGUGUUGAAUACAACCCAAUGGGCCAGAUUCAGCUACCCUGUUCCACUAGCAGAAGCCAGCAUAAGGACUACUGCUAGCACAAUGGGCUUCCCCCCCCCGCACCCCACCACUUCCCCCAAAUUCACUCUGGAGGGACGGGGGAACCCCCAGAACAGGAUACAAGAGGAGGAAAUGGGAGGUUGUUCCAACAGGCGAGCAGAAAUACAUGCAAUGACAGAACAACCUCCUUAGCUGUUGUACCUUGAAGUCCAUCCUAUGUUUUUCAUCUGGAACAUGGUUUUCCUAUAGAGGCAUCCUCAGAGCAUCUUACUGAUGUGAAGGCAAAAGUGACAAACUAGCAGCUAUUCUGGUUUGGAUACAAGCAACCAGUGACUGACAGUAAAGUUUCUGCCUAAAUGUACUGCUCCUAAGACUGGACUGUAAGUAAGAAGCCUAUUUUAACAACUUGUAACACACACACACACAGAGAGAGAGAGAGAGAGAGAGAGAGAGAGAGAGAAGUGCACACACACACACACCAAUAAGAUUGUUUCAAUAUGACAGCUUUAAAUCUUUCAAGAUAGUUGAUGUUUAAAACAUGUUUGGCUAUGAGAGAAGCCAAAUUCUGAAAUAUGUCUUAUUUUGAUAGUAGGCUUAAGGAAAUAUAUGAUGGGAGAAUGUACUGGCCUGCAUAUAUGCCAUUAUGAAUGAGCAAAAAGAUAUGAAGAUAGCAUGCAAUGAGAUAUGAAAGGAGGAAAUGAUAGGUUUUUUUAUUUUUAUGAUACAACUCAUUAAGUCAUUUUUUCUACUGCUAGUAAUCCUGUAGGAGACAUACAACAUUUAGAAAUAAAAUGAUUAAAAUGCAAUUAAUAUAUAAAGCAUUUUAUUAAACACUGCAUACCACAUAAUCAUCAUCAUAUCAUCUCACUUCUUUGGAGGGGAAAAUCAAACUGGACAUCUUCCUUCAAUUGAUGCCCACCCCAGUUCACCUUCUCUCCUCUCCAACUUCCCCCAUUGCUAACUUUUCACACAGAAUCAUCUUCUCCUGUCAUCCAAGCCACUGCCAUGUCUCCUCCUUUUGGAACUGGGCUGCUCCUUGAACUGCUACAUGACUGUUCCCCCUUGUGCCCAUACCAUGGAAAGAGGGAAUGGCUGAAGAAAGGAGAGCUCCACAAUCACAUCUGGGGCCUCCGUCUGCUAGUAAUAAAUAUAUUUAACCUCUGCAGCAUUUACUACAUCUGAUACAGUAUUUUCUUGCCCUCACAAGCUAUGGUGAAAUAGGAAGGUGCUACCCCACCCAGCCGGGACAUGCGUGGCGCCGUGGGUUAAACCACAGAGCCUAGGACUUGCCAAUCAGAAGGUCGGCGGUUUGAAUCCCUGCGACAGGGUGAGCUCCCGUUGUUCGGUCCCUGCUCCUGCCAAUCUAGCAGUUCAAAGUGCAAGUAGAUAAAUAGGUAUCGCUCCGGCAGGAAGGUAAACGGCGUUUCCGUGUGCUGCUCUGGUUCGCCAGAAGCGGCUUAGUCAUGCUGGCCACAUGACCCAGAAGCUCCCUCGGCCAAUAAAGCAAGAUGAGCGCCGCAACCCCAGAGUCGGUUGUCUUCUUAUAUUGUUCCCAGUCUUUCAGCUGGGUUGGGGAAUAGUUCAACCAAGCUAGAAGAGUUCUAUGAAGUCUUAGAAGAUAAAAAAGCCAAUGCAAUUCUGGGCUGCAUCAAUAGGAGUAUAGCAUCUAGAUCAAGGGAAGUAAUAGUGCCACUGUAUUCUGCUCUGGUCAGACCUCACCUGGAGUACUGUGUCCAGUUCUGGGCACCACAGUUCAAGAAGGACACUGACAAACUGGAACGUGUCCAGAGGAGGGCAACCAAAAUGGUCAAAGGCCUGGAAACGAUGCCUUAUGAGGAACGGCUAAGAGAGCUGGGCAUGUUUAGCCUGGAGAAGAGGAGGUUAAGGGGUGAUAUGAUAGCCAUGUUCAAAUAUAUAAAAGGAUGUCACAUAGAGGAGGGAGAAAGGUUGUUUUCUGCUGCUCCAGAGAAGCGGACACGGAGCAAUGGAUCCAAACUACAAGAAAGAAGAUUCCACCUAAACAUUAGGAAGAACUUCCUGACAGUAAGAGCUGUUCGACAGUGGAAUUUGCUGCCAAGGAGUGUGGUGGAGUCUCCUUCUUUGGAGGUCUUUAAGCAGAGGCUUGACAACCAUAUGUCAGGAGUGCUCUGAUGGUGUUUCCUGCUUGGCAGGGGGUUGGACUCGAUGGCCCUUGUGGUCUCUUCCAACUCUAUGAUUCUAUGAGGAUGCCAGUCAACAGGUAACAGUUCAGCGGUGUGUCAGCAAAGUUAACACAUAUUUAGAGAGCCAAGUGUUAUCCAGGAAGUUACAGCCUUUCCCAGCCUAGUGUCCUACAGAUGUUUUGGAUUACAACUCCCAUCACUGACUGUUAGCAUGCCCAAUAGUCAGGGAUUAUGGGAACUGUAGUCCAGAAUAUCUCAAGGGCUGCAAACUGGGGAACCUUGUAUUAGACCAAGGAGGUUUUCCAACAGCUUGUUGCACCUGCAGAGAUUUCUCUGUUCUGAAGGUUCUUCGGAUUUCGGUCUCUGUUGCCCUUACUGUCUCUAUUCCUGGCUGAUCCUGGGACUGUCAUACAUUGCCUACAGAACUUGUGUUAUGAGAUGACUGGUAAAUGCAGAUAAGAAAUGAAUACACAUACAUACAUACACACACACACACAUUCAGUGUUAAUUAAAGUCUCUUUAACCUUGUCUUCCUUUCUCUUUGAUCCCCUUUACAAGAACAAUAUCUCACAUUUCACUUUUACAAUCACUUAGGUGUACAAAGCCUUUGGAAACGGGACUAGAGAUAGAGAAACGUUGCUUAUGCAGCCAUCUGGUGUGCUUUUUUAUCACAUUUUUAAAGGGCACUGGAACCAUUGGAUGGGCAUGCUAUUAAGUACUCAUCCACUUAUCAAGAGGAAGCAGCUGCCAGGCUGAUAGCGAGCCCUUUCUUAUAAACAAACUCCUUUGAGUAUGAAUAUUAUAUUGGUGUCUUUAAGCUGACUUCACUAUGCAGAUAAUAAUAUUCCAAAGGAAUAGAAUAGGUGGCAAAGUUAGCCAAUGAAUUCAAACACCUUGACAGCAUCGGAUACAGCCCAGUGUCUUCUCAGGUUCAGCCAGUCCUCAACUAGGGUCUUCCGUAAUGAUCAAUAGCCAUUUGUACCAGCCCUCCCUGGACAGCAAUAGAAAAACAGCUGUUUCCACCUGGGAACUGUAUGGAAGUUCUUUACAACUGUACAAUAAUAAACAGUGGGAAAGCUCAGCCCAGUUUAGAGCUCCUUUUGUUUGCACACUUUCACUAUCUUUGCAUUUGUUAGACUGUAAUUUUCUUUGCAAUUGUAUUUUAUCAGGCUAUUGUUUGUGUAGCUUUGGAUUCUGCUGCAAACAUAUCUCAAAUAAAAUAAAUGCCCAAUUAUAUACCUCCCCCGCUUUCUUUCUGCAUUUGCAAGUACAUCGUUACCAACUACAGAAGGCAGCUUGCAUUUAGACAGAGUGCUCUUUAAGCAGCAAAGAAUUACCCCUCCCUGGGAGAAAAAAAAAGUGUAAAUACAUAACAUGAUUUACCAGUUGUACGGCUCUAGGGUCUCAAAUUCCCAUAAAUAUAAGUGACAAAUUAUCAAUAAAUCAUUCCUGGGCCUACCAUAUUGCACCAAUGUUUAUUGAAAUCCUCUACUAAUAAAUAUGAGAGUCACCUUUCCUAGCUGUACCCUGAGAAACAAAGAUGACAGCAAUUACAAACAGACAUGAAAAAUGAAAAAUAUGACUUUUGCAAGUAACAAUUCUUCCCAGGCCUCCUUGGUCUGAUUGACCUGUUCUAGAAGAAUGCUUUAUUCCACAAACACUGCACCAAAUUGAUAAUAUUUGUUCUAUAUCAACAAAAUUGCAAGCCAUAUAGUUUUGAAAGGGGAAGUUCUAACAGGUAACUCCUGACCUUGAGAGGAUUAAUUCCCUUCCUUUUUUUAUUAUUAGUUGCAGAUAAUCUGUUUCAGGACCAAAAGGACUGUGUCUAAAUAGCUGCUAAUACUGUGCUGCAUGAUUUAUGCUUUGAAAUUCCAGUGUCACCACCAUUAAUCCCACAAAAUUAAGUGGCAAGUGGAACAAACAGACGUGGCAAUGUUCAGGGCUCAGUUAUUACCCCUGUUAUAUUGAAAUGUGGCAUUAUGGGCUGUGUGUCAUAAAUUUUUCCCCUGACAAUAUACCCAAACACAUUUGGGUUUAAGUGUUGCUUACCUUGUAUAAACAAUGAUGUAUUGAAUUGUCGAAGCGGGAUCUGGCCCUUUAUUCAAUCCCACCCUGCACCUUCAGACACACCUCUCAAGAAUUCCUUGAAAUACAGAUUUUCUCGUUUCUGAAUCUGAUAUGAAUAACAAUUAAUGUGUUAAGGGCAUCCUUUUAUUUUAACUCUCUUUUCUUUUACAGGACAAUACCUCAAGGGUAUUGAUAACAAAGAUUCCCACCUUCAAGCAACUGAACCAUGCUAGCUUUUAA